Messenger RNA from Trichoderma breve, 933 nucleotides. RefSeq names its product mitochondrial carrier protein domain-containing protein. Lineage: Eukaryota; Fungi; Ascomycota; Sordariomycetes; Hypocreales; Hypocreaceae. Bases 1 to 933 code for a protein of 310 amino acids. Gene Ontology annotation, cellular component: mitochondrial inner membrane. The transcript has 2 exons. Gene Ontology annotation, molecular function: S-adenosyl-L-methionine transmembrane transporter activity. The record is from RefSeq and is a predicted model, not a curated record.
AUGCCUUCCUUCGGCGGCGGCGACAUUCUCUCGGCUGCGGCAGUUGCCACAGUCGUGGUGGAUGUAACGGUGCACCCCAUGGACACCAUCAUUACAAGAAUCCAAUCGCCCGCCUACAGGACGCACUACCGCCAGUUGAAUGGCCUGUUCCAUCCCAGUCUGUUUCGCGGGCUCUAUCAAGGCUUUGGUCCAACUUUGAUAGCUGGAAUACCAUCAUCCGCAGCCUUCUUUGCAAUCUAUGAGGCCUCAAAGAGCCUCUUUGAAAAUGCGCAGAAAUCGGGUCAUUUACAGUUUGUCCCUCUUCCAAUUGCACAUGCAAUCAGUGGUGCGGCCGCGGAUCUCAUGGCCUGUGCCAUCAUCAAUCCAGCGGAAGUGCUUAAGCAGAAUGCACAAGUCUCCCAACAAAGGAGCACAUCUCCUGGACAGCGUUCGCAUCUGAUGCAGGCCUUGAAGACGUUUUCACGGCAACCCACCCGGCUAUGGACAGGUUAUACCAUGUUAGUGGCCAGCUCUCUGCCAGGGACUAGUCUGACAUUUAGCCUGUAUGAAUGGCUCAAGAAGAGAUUGACGGCGGGGGAUAGUGAUCUGGCUCGUGACAUUCAGUAUCAAGCAAAAGUCAGCGCCAUGAGUGCUGCCGCCGCAGCUGGCUGUGCUUCAUGUAUAUUUGUUCCUGUGGAUGUUGUCAAGACGAGAAUGAGGCUGGCGGCGGGCGGCAACACCCCGGCUAGUUCCAGUGCAAAAACAGUCGUUCAGGGCCCCAUGGCUACAGCGAAGAAUAUUCUUCGGACCGAGGGGGUGAGAGGCCUGUUUCGUGGACUCACUUUUACAUUCUUAGCAAGCAUGUUUGGCGCUGGAUUAUACCUAGGCUGCUACGAGGGUUGUAAAUUAUACAUGGCAGGCGACGGAGGCUCUGACAAGAAGCUUAGUGGAUGA